AUGAAGUUCAUUAAGCAGCCGAGGAGAUGUGUUUGUUUGGUCUUGAUCCUUAUGUUGGGGACUUGGUCUAGCGAAGCCACUUCUCGCAGCCUCCAAGAUACCUCAAUGUAUGAAAAAUACGAGCAAUGGAUGGUUCGUUAUGGACGCGAAUAUGAUGAUGUUAAUGAGAAGCAGAAGCGUUUUGAGAUAUUCAAGAAGAAUGUGGCAUACAUAGAAUCCUCUAAUAGCGAUGCAAACAAAUCUUACAAAUUAAGUGUUAAUCAAUUUGCAGACCAAACGAAUGAAGAAGUGAAAGCCUCAAGAAAUGGAUUCAAAGGGCGUGAAUACUCCACAAAGACUACUUUCAAAUACGAAAACAUCACAGUAGUACCAUCUACCAUGGAUUGGAGAAGCAAAGGAGCUGUAACGCCCAUGAAAGACCAAGGCCAAUGUGGAAGCUGUUGGGCUUUUGCAGCAGUGGCAGCCGUUGAAGGAAUUACACAGCUUACAACUGGUAAAUUAAUCUCUUUGUCAGAGCAAGAGGUGGUUGACUGUGACAUCAACGGCGAAGACAUAGGAUGUGGCGGUGGCUACCCUGACGGCGCCUUUGAGUUCAUCAAUCAAAACCAAGGGAUUAGCUCCGAGGCUAAUUACAACUACACAGGUGUUGACGGUAGAUGCAACACCCAAGCGACUCAUGCAGCCAGUAUAACUGGUUACGAAGAUGUGCCUGCAAGCAACGAGGAAGCCCUUCUUAAGGCUGUUGCCAAUCAACCUGUUUCUGUUUGCAUUGAUGCUGGAGAAUACGACUUCAUGUACUAUAAAAGUGGAGUCUUUACAGGAUCAUGUGGACUAGAAAUCGAUCAUUGCGUUACUGCGAUUGGUUACGGUGUCAGUGACAAUGGCACAAAGUAUUGGUUACUGAAAAACUCAUGGGGAAAGGAAUGGGGUGAAGAAGGGUACAUGAGGAUGCAAAGAGAUGUUUAUGCAAAAGAAGGUCUUUGUGGCGUAGCUAUGUUUGGAUCUUACCCCAUCGCAUAA
Molecule: messenger RNA, 1020 nt
Organism: Prunus avium (sweet cherry)
Lineage: Eukaryota; Viridiplantae; Streptophyta; Magnoliopsida; Rosales; Rosaceae
Product: senescence-specific cysteine protease SAG39-like
Biological process (GO): proteolysis
Molecular function (GO): cysteine-type peptidase activity
Source: RefSeq, a predicted model, not a curated record